Molecule: messenger RNA, 4298 nt
Organism: Podarcis muralis (Common wall lizard)
Lineage: Eukaryota; Metazoa; Chordata; Lepidosauria; Squamata; Lacertidae
Source: RefSeq, a predicted model, not a curated record
UUGGCUCGCAGCUGCUGCUGCUCACCGGCGACUCCCGCUCUCCUUUUGCUAAAGAGCCUGGUUUAUUUCUCUCUCUCCAACAGCAGCAGCAGGGACCUCCCCUGCUCCCCGCCCUACUAAGUCGGGAAGCGCACGCUUCCUACUCUCACUGGAGACGCCGGCGAGGGAGCGCGAGCAGGGCUCCCCCGAUGGUCUGAGGGGCGCCGGAAGCCGGCGAGCGGCGCCCCAGCGACUCGCCCCCCUCUCGGCUGAGAGCGGGCGCGGAUGAGGCGCUGCUGGGGAGGAUGCCCCGCUCUUGCCCCCGGGGCAGCAACUUCCCGCCCAGGGAGCCCUUGCUGGAGCCGGCGCGCUCGCAACUUCAUGCCCCGAGAGAAGCCCGCGCUAGCAGCAGCAGCUACCCAGGCGCCCUCAGUCUGCCUCUCCCUCCUCUGGAGGCUCCCGGCCGCUUUCGCGCCUUUGCCGAGCCGCUUUUCCCGCCAGUCUCGAGGCUGGGCCGGCGCUGAGGGGGAAGCGGGAGCCCGGCAUGCGGAGUCUCCCCUCACACCAUGAGAUACAGCCGGCGGAGGUGCCACAACAGCAGAGACACCGCCGCUAGCAGCAGCAGCAGCCCCGGUCGAGAAGCGGAGCCGCAGCCGCCUUCUCCCGCCGCUUUGGCGUGCGCCACGGAGACUUGGUCCGGAGACCUCUGGCACGAGUGGAAGAGCAGCAGCGGCGGCGGCCACGGGGAAAGUGGCCGCCGUAGCAAGCUCUGCAGCGGCGCACAGGUCGCCACCGCGGACAGCAGCAGCAGCAGCAGCAUCUGGCGCGUGCUGGCGGCGCGCGCCCACCUCUCCCAGUACAGGCACUUCAGGAAAAGCUGCUUAGACAAUCUAAUGGAUGAGGAUGAAAAAGACAGGGCAAAGAGGGCUUCACGAAACAAGUCUGAGAAGAAGAGACGUGACCAGUUCAAUAUUCUUAUCAAGGAGCUCAGCUCAAUGCUUCCAGGAAACACCCGCAAAAUGGACAAAACUACAGUACUUGAAAAAGUCAUUGGCUUUCUUCAGAAACACAAUGAAUUCUCGACACAAACAGAGAUUUGUAACACUCAGCAGGAAUGGAAGCCUUCCUUUCUCAGCAACGAAGAAUUCACCCAGCUGAUGUUAGAGGCAUUAGAUGGUUUUGUAAUAGCUGUUACAACAGAUGGAAGCAUUGUGUAUGUUUCUGACAGUAUCACACCUCUUCUUGGACAUUUACCCUCUGACGUGAUGGAUCAGAACCUGUUGAAUUUCCUCCCAGAGCAAGAACAUUCAGACAUUUAUAAAAUAUUAUCAUCUCACAUGCUACUGAUGGAUACUGUCUCAUCAGAGUACUUAAAAUCUGACGAAGAUUUGGAAUUUUGCUGUCAUCUUCUGAGGGGAAGUCUGAACCCAAAGGAAUAUCCAACAUACGAAUAUAUAAAAUUUGUAGGGAACUUUCUGUCUUACAGUCAUGUGCCUAUAUCUCCUUGUAAUGGCUUUGAUGGUGCUGUUCCAAGAGGUUACAGAACACCACUAGGAAAACAAGUCUGCUUUGUCGCUACUGUUCGACUGGCAACACCUCAGUUUCUAAAGGAAAUGUGCAUCGCUGAAGAACCUUUAGAGGAAUUCACUUCAAGACACAGUUUGGAAUGGAAAUUUUUGUUUCUGGAUCACAGAGCACCACCGAUUAUAGGAUAUUUGCCUUUUGAAGUGCUGGGAACUUCUGGAUAUGAUUACUAUCAUAUAGAUGACCUUCAGCUCUUGGCACGCUGCCACGAACACUUAAUGCAGUUUGGCAAAGGGAAGUCUUGCUGCUACCGGUUUCUGACCAAAGGACAGCAGUGGAUCUGGCUGCAAACACACUAUUAUAUCACCUAUCACCAGUGGAACUCCAAACCAGAAUUCAUCGUAUGCACCCACACGGUAGUAAGUUAUGCAGAUGUUCGAGUGGAAAGGCGACAGAAUAUGAUUUUGGAAAAUGCACCUUCAGAGAUCAUCUCUUCAGUACUAAAGGACAGUGGAUCAGAACUGGAUCCUCAACAGCACUUUAACGCUCUUGAAUUAGACACGUCAAUCCUCGACACCAGUCGGACUCUUUCUGUAUCCUCUCAGGGCUCACACAAAUCUUUGCCUACAUCCUUGCCUGACACAGCAUCCACAAGAGCAAAGCUCAUCCCAGAGUCUCCCUCCCUGCAAAGAAGUCCCACUAUGCAGGAGGACUUGCAGAGAUCUAGCCAACCUGCCGCUUCUCAGCUCUCAUCCCAGUUUAACAUGUUCCAAACUAUCAAAGACCAGCUUGAGCAGAGGACUCGAAUACUGCAAGCCAAUAUUCAGUGGCAGCAGGAAGAGCUGCAGAAAAUCCAGGAACAGCUGUGCAUCGUGCAGGAUUCCAACAUACAGAUGUUUUUACAGCAGCCAACAGCACCUCUGAAUUUCAGUGACAUGCCGCAGCCAGAACCUCAGGGGAAGCCAGCGGUUGAGUCUCAGCAGCAAGUUUUGCCGAGGCCUUCGAGGCCUUGUCUCCAAGAGCAGAUUGUGGCUCCUCAAGCAACAGACCAUCAAAUGUUAGGAGAAGAAAAUGUGUUAUCAAACCAGGAUCAGAAAUCAGCAAGAGCCUCACAAGGAAUGCAGGAUAGCUGUCAAUCUUCCAGAAGCUUAACCUCACAGUUUAGCAAUGCCUCUGUGCUCCCACAGUCUUUGAGCAGAGCUCCACCUGAUGCCAUUCUACAGGAUAACAGCCACCAGCAGAGCACUCCAGAUUUCAGUAAUGAUCGACAACUGAGACUGUUACUCAGUCAGCCUAUUCAGCCAAUGAUGCCUGGUUCCUGCCAUGCGAGGCAGACAACAGAUGUUGAUGUGACUGGACACGAAGCUAAAUACUUUCAAAGCCUACAAGUGUUCCAAAGUUUGGAAGAGCAAACCUCUGGAAGCAGUACAGCUACAGUGCUGAUGGGACAAGCAGUGUUGCCCCCUGGGUUCUCUGCAGCACAGCCAUCUCAGCCUCCAACUUUGCAACCUAUGCAUCAGCACCAGCACCAGCAGCAAGGCUACCUUCAGGUAGAGUCUGCAGGCCCUUUGCACAGUGAGCAGGCAGAUUCUUUGCUCUUACCUUCCUACCCUCGACAGGAAGAAAGCGUAGAGUUCCAUCAUAUGCAGUCACAGCAACAGCAGCCAGAACCUGCUGCCAGGAGGACUGUCGGUUUGCCUGAAUCCUCAAACAUGCAACAACAUCUGCAGUAGAAUCUGCUGUAACAAUCAGUACACAUUUAGCUUUAUUGAAUGGUGGGUGGCUGGGCAGGAGGGAAGCCAGCAUUUGCAUAUGUGUUCAUUUCAGAGUUUUGUGAUGUAAAGAGAUUACCAAGCACAGACCUUGGUGGAUAGUGCAAUAGGAAAGGAACGGGAAUUAUUUUGCAGAUGUUUGCACUAUUUUGUGACUACAUUAUGUAUAUUAAUACUAAUACAUACCAUCAUGUGCAAACUGGUAUGUGUUGGUAGACGAUUCUUCUGACUAUUUUGACCAGAAAGUAUUCUGGCUAUUCCAAAAAAAAAAAAAAAGUGGGUACGAGUUACUUGGCCUUCACUAUUUUGAUCUUUUGAAUAUGAAAAGCACUGGUUCAGAGAAAAUCUAUUGAGAGAAUGAGAGAUUAUUUUUAUUAAUAUUAUUAUUAUUUUGCACAACUGCACAAAAGGCAUAACCUAGCACUUUCGGUGAAUAAAAGUUUGUUCUGGUGGCCAGAUAAGCACUUCCAGUGAGAGAGAGAACAUGUUGUCCUUUAUUUAAAUAAAAAGCACCCUGCAGUUUAUAGACCUUGGACUCAUAACCUGAAAGUAUUAAACUUGUUACCUCUCCCUCUUGCUAUUUCUAAUGUUUCAAAGAAAUUACACUGGACAUUUUCCUAUUUACUUAGUGAACUACAAUUGUAAACAGUGAACCGAAGCACAAUCAUGCAGCUAUUAUUCCAAUGUACUAGUCGUGCUCUUUAAACACUUUGAAGAGAAUCUUUUCUACUAACUGAACAGCCCCCUCACAACUGUUCAUAGAACAAACACCUGAAGAAUAUGCACUGUGUUACAGCCCAUUAAGUGGAAAAAUGCUGCAACUAUAUUACAUAUCUUUCAUUACUACGUUUAGGUUUGACUUUUCCUCCAAAGCGUUGCACUUUUGUAUGCUUUAUGUUGAUGUUUCUAAAAAAAAAGAUUUUAUGUAAUUAUUCAAUAUGUAGCGUAUAAAGAAGUUGUUGUAAACAAAACAAAACCCCAACCUUGACCUAUUUCUAUAUAAAAUAAAAUUAUAUGGGAUUA